Molecule: messenger RNA, 911 nt
Organism: Solanum dulcamara
Lineage: Eukaryota; Viridiplantae; Streptophyta; Magnoliopsida; Solanales; Solanaceae
Product: 50S ribosomal protein L11, chloroplastic
Exons: 4
Coding region: 91-744 (217 amino acids)
Biological process (GO): translation
Cellular component (GO): ribosome; large ribosomal subunit
Molecular function (GO): structural constituent of ribosome; large ribosomal subunit rRNA binding
Source: RefSeq, a predicted model, not a curated record
CUGGCUACAGAUAGGAGACUAUGCCGAGUGUUAUCCACUUCUCCCUUGUUCCGAUUUCUUCUCCUCCUCCUCCUAUCAGAAAAGAAAAAAAUGGCGUCUUUAUCGACUUGUAAACAUCCAGGGAAACUAUUCUCCUCGUUUUCACCUUUAUCCAUUAAGUUGUCUUCGCUCCAACGCGUCUCCGUUCAGUUCAUUUACACCCACAACCACACUUGUUCCCUUCCUUCUAUUCCAAGGCCUCUCACUGUCAUUUCCAUGGCCCCCCCUAAGCCUGGUGGUGGUAAAGCCAAGAAAGUCACUGGUAUUAUAAAGUUGGCUCUGGAGGCAGGGAAGGCAACCCCUGCUCCACCUGUGGGGCCGGCCUUGGGUUCCAAAGGUGUUAACAUUAUGGCGUUCUGUAAGGAUUACAAUGCCAGAACUGCUGACAAAGCUGGAUAUGUCAUUCCUGUCGAAAUCACCGUCUAUGAUGAUAGAAGCUUCACUUUUAUCUUGAAGACACCACCUGCUUCUGUUUUGCUGCUCAAGGCUGCAGGAGUGGAAAAAGGUUCGAAGGACCCACAGAGGGAGAAAGUGGGAAAAAUAACUAUUGAUCAGUUGAAGGCAAUUGCUCAAGAGAAGCUGCCAGAUCUUAAUUGUUCUACAAUUGAAUCUGCAAUGAGGAUUAUAGCUGGCACUGCAGCAAAUAUGGGAAUUGACAUUGACCCUCCGAUUCUUGAACCUAAAAAGAAAGAACUUGUAUACUAGUUUUGCCUUUUCUAUUUCCAUGUAUCCCUGUAUUAGAAGCAAAAAAUUGGAAGAGAAGUAGAUUGCCUGCAGAAAGAGCAUCUGGCACUGUAGCCAGUUAUCCAUGUGUUUCAGUUCUUCGGACUCUUCAUUCCUUAUUUAUUUUGAAUAAAGUUGCUGCCAUGUGA